UGUACAGAAAAAAUCAAUGUCUUCAAUUUAGAGGAAACCGUACCCAUGAAGCUACCAAGAAACUUGUCAAACGGUCUCUAUUUGUCUAUUACCCCACUCGGGCAACUUCGUUGCACCUCUCUUUUUUGCCUUUAAUCUCAAGCUGUCACUCAACUUUUCCUCUGCAUGUAGCAUAUAUAUGUAGCUAUCCGGCAUUUUUCAUUCUUGUACAAAAACAAACUCAAUUUCAUGGCAACUGCCAUUGUAUCCAAAUCCUCUAAAUGGCUACCCAGAACCCCAAGUUUUAAGCUAAUAACAAGUUCUCUCCCUCGCAUUAUCUCAUCAAAGUCCAAAACUUCUUCUAAAUCCAGACCCUCUAAACAAGAUGAGGAGCUUCAAAUCGUUUUUCGCUACUUCGAUAAAGAUGGAGAUGGAAAAAUUUCAAGCGAAGAACUUGGCGCUUAUUUCACCUCCAUUGGUGAGCCUAUGUCAAAUGCUAAUGUUCAAAGGGUGAUUAAAGAUUUCGACACCGACGGCGAUGACUUACUGGAGUUUGGCGAUUUUUAUCGACUGGUGGAAGGAGACAAAAUUACCGAUCGCGAUGAUGAUCUUAGAAUAGCUUUUGAGGUGUUUGAGGGAGAUAAUAAAGGUGGUGGAUGUAUCACUCCGAGAGGGUUGCAACAGGCGUUUAACCGUUUAGGAGAUUCAAAGUCUCUUGAAGAAUGUGCUGCUAUGAUUAGAGUAUUUGACCUUGAUGGCAAUGGAGUUCUUGAUUUUCAUGAAUUCUACAAAAUGAUGACCUGAUUACUUACUUUUGCUUUUUGUUUUUGGUUUCUUGUCUGUGUAUAUAUUUUCUCCUAGAGUUGUUGCAGUUUUAUUAUGCCUUGUAAACAUAUCCUGUGUGUACCUAGUAAUUAGCCGUUAUUUCUUGUCUUUUUAUGUAUGGCUAUUCCUGUAUAUAUUUGUUCCUUUCUCGUGUAAA
Jatropha curcas is the source of this 961-nucleotide messenger RNA. RefSeq names its product putative calcium-binding protein CML41. The record is from RefSeq and is a predicted model, not a curated record. Gene Ontology annotation, molecular function: calcium ion binding. Lineage: Eukaryota; Viridiplantae; Streptophyta; Magnoliopsida; Malpighiales; Euphorbiaceae.